GAUAGAUACAAGAAGCUUCAAAGGCACGCUGAAAAGAAAAAGUCUGUACAGCUGCUCUUCGAAGAGGACAUCAUGUGUCAAAAUAAAUUUGGCAAAGGUGGAUGCCUCCCGGUUUCAUUUUGCCAGUCCUCGCCUAUACUACUUGAAAUGACAAAGUUCCGCAAAUGACAUGACGUUCAGGCUUUUUUAGAAGUUUCGUGCAUUUUAAGAAUGAUUCAACCCGGCUUUCAGAUGUCAGUCUAGAGAUUUUAGAUUAGAUGGCUAGGAGUAUGCUGUGUUUUGCACUUUUUGUGAGUUUGACAGCAAUGCUGACACCGAUUGAAGGUCCUUAUCAAAAUAGAAUAUGGAAGAUAGGAUUCAAUACAGGUGAUCUCGUGGUGGUUCCGUCGGUGGGCAACUUUGAUGCAUCUCCGUACCACUGGAUGUUCGCCGUGUCUAAUACGGAACUGGCGGGGAUCUCUGUGACAAAGAGGUCGUUCUUUAAUCGCAGGGCUCACAUCGUUAUUUUCAAUCAGGAUCUGCGGGACCAAAUUUGGAGAACAAAAGCCAGCCGAGUGCCCCACAUCCUCGGUCGACCCGACAUGAGCCGCAAAGGAGCCAUCAUCGCUAAACGACUAAGUGAUAAAAAGGUUUAUUUCAACAUACUUCGUUGUAACUGUGGGCAUUAUACCGACUACUUUGCAUACGGAAGAGUAUACGGAAUAAAAGGAAAAAUUACACACUUGCCGAUCAACAAGAGUUGUCCUCUUUAUAAUGUAAUCACCGAAGACACUGAUGUUACAUCAGAGAACUUCAAGCUAGUGGACGGGUAUGGUAGAAAGUUUGACUUGCUGCCGUACAAGGAAGAAAUGGCACCUUAGGGGACUGAACAAGAUUAAAAGAGAAAAAAAAGAGUAAAUAAUAUCAGUAAAACAAGAUAGCCACGAAUCGCAUUGCUGCAUUUAAAAAAAAGUGUGUUGCGUGCUGCACAACAGAUUGGUCCGUUCACUUCAUUCUCCGCUAGAGUAUCAAGUUUUUAGUAGGUACCAUGAGUCACGAAACGAAAAUCACGGACUGCACUGUUAAAUUAUGGACAUGAAUACUAUAUACUGUAACACUGAUUGGUCCUUAUACUUCAUUAAUGGAAAAAAAUUCAGUUUUAGCGUGACCCAGGAGUCACGACACCAUAAUCACGAACUCCACUGUUAAGUUACGAAAAUAAAUAUUACAUGCUGUACAACUGA
Bemisia tabaci is the source of this 1223-nucleotide messenger RNA. The record is from RefSeq and is a predicted model, not a curated record. NCBI's taxonomy places the organism in Eukaryota, Metazoa, Arthropoda, Insecta, Hemiptera, Aleyrodidae.